Molecule: messenger RNA, 3288 nt
Organism: Leishmania braziliensis MHOM/BR/75/M2904
Lineage: Eukaryota; Euglenozoa; Kinetoplastea; Trypanosomatida; Trypanosomatidae
Exons: 1
Coding region: 1-3288 (1095 amino acids)
Source: RefSeq, a predicted model, not a curated record
AUGUACGCAGGCCUUCGCGCUGACAGCGCUGUGGGGAUGAGUGUUGCACCAUCGGCCACCUUGGUGUCUAGCCGCAGCAUGGAGGCGACGCUGCUGCGGCGGGAGUGGGAGCUUCGCAGCGAGUAUUAUCGGCUGUACGCCGAAGACCAAUGGCACAUACGCCAGCAGCGCGAGGAGCAGCGCCGACAGGAUGACAAGGCGGAGCGGCAGCGCAUGAUCGAAGCGGCUCGAGUGAUUGAAGAAGAGCGCGCGCGGCGUGUGGCGGAGCAGCAGGAGCACCUUCUUCAGAAGGAGCGAGAGCUCGAGGAGUGGAAGCUCGAGCGGCUGAAAGAGGCCAACUCAGCGCGUCGUCAGCAGCAGCAGGAGGAUGAACGCCGUCGCGAGCUGCAGCACGAGCGUGAGCUGGCCCGCGUCAAGGAGGAAGCGGCCUCGGGGAGGAAAGCUGAAGAGGUGAAGGUGGCGGUGGAGCAGUCGCUGCAAAGGAUGCAGAGCACCAUGCAGGAGCAGCUGCGCGAGGAGGUGCGCGCGCUGGAGGCAGCGCACAGGUCUGAACUCACACGUCGCGAAGAGGAGUGGGCGACUCGCGUGAAGGCGAUGGAGAUCAGCCGAAGCACGGAGCUGGCUGAGCUCACGCACCAGCUGCAGCUCGACCAGACACGCGCCACUCGCAGCGAGGAGCAACUGCGCGAAGCCCGGGACCAACUCACGAAGCUCUUACAAGAAGUCGAUCAACUGCGUGUUCAGCUGCAGUCGGGCGGCCCGCGCUUCGAGCGGGAUCGCGAGGCGGCGCAACGGCUGGCAGAGACGCAUCGCAGCGCGAUAGAGCGUCUGCAACUGAUGUACGACGAUGACAAGAGGGCGCUACAGCGCCGCUACAUGGAAGACCGCGACCGCGCCAAAUAUGAGCAAGAUCGCCGCGCUGAGGAGCUCAAGGAGAGCCACGCUGCGGUGCUGCGCGGCAAGGACAGCGAAAUUGACCAACUCAGUGACCGUGUUCGACAGCUAGAGCGCGAGCUGCAGGAUGAGAGCACAAAAGUGGCGUUGCUGCGUACGAGCGGGGAGCAGACGAUCCCCGUGAGUGUCGAGAAUGCUCGCCUCAAGGAUGAGGUGCGGCAGUUGCUGACGGCCAAGGCAGAGCUGGAGGAGACCACAAAGCGACUGGAGCGCAAUCUGCGUGAGGCUGACGGGCGGGUAGAAAACCAAAACAAGCAGCUGCGGACGCUGCAGGCUGACACAGUGUCGGGCCAGCGUCAGCUGACAGAAGCCCGGGAUGAGCUGCGCCGCGACAAUGCCGACCUCAAGAGCCAGAUCGCUAUGGUUCGGAAUAGUUAUGAGGAGGAGGUGAUGCGGUUGCAGAAGCAGCUCAAGAGCACAGAGGAGGUGGCCACCCAGCAUGUCAUGCAGGAUAUGGGGCAGAGCGCGCGUGAGGCGGUGGAGAGGGCUGAAGAGGCUCGUCGCAGCACCGAGAACAGCCUUGCAGAGGUGAUGCGCAAGCUGAAGUUCGCUGAGGAGGAGGUGCAGUCGUCGAGGCGUAACGCUGAGGCAGCGCAGUAUGACGUCGCUCAGGCACAGGGCCGCAUUCAAGAGCUGCAGGCGAAGGUAGAAGAGCGCGCCGCGCAGGUGCGCGCGUUAGAGACUGAGUUGCAGAGUAAGGUCAAUUUGGGCUACGAGGUGCGGGAGGCAAAGGAGCGGGCGGAGCGGCUGCAGGCCGAGUACGAUGCGGAGCGCGAGUCGCGCCGCAGGCAGCACGAGGCCGCUCUAGAGGCGAAGGACCGAGAGCUGCAGCAGUGCCGCGCCGAUAUGCUGGCAGUGAAGCAAAGGUUUCACGCGCUGCGAGCGGAGAGCGACACCUCCAAAUUGGAUCGUGAGGGUCACCAGCAAAGACUCACUCGCCAACUCACGGAGAGGGAGGAGGAGGUGGCGCAGUUGCGCCGGCAGCUUGAGGACAGCCGGCAGUCGCUUCAGCAGUGGAAGGCGACCUACGAAGAGCUGCAGCAGAGCAGGGACACCAGCACAGAUGGCUACCAGAAGGUCGUUCGCGAGCGGGACGAGGAGCUGCAGGAGUGCCAUCGCCGGCUGCGCCAAAUGCAGGACGAAAAGGCCGAACUGGAGCACCGUAUGCGGGCCGAGGAGGCUGCCCGAAUCUCCGUCACUGCGCAGAGCAACGACGUACAGCGGUCGCUGCGUGAGCGAGAGGCGCAGAUCGAGCAGCUGGAACGCGAAGUGCGCGAGUUGCGGGCACAGCCGGCGCUGCUGUCGGCCCUGGCUGUGCCUGUCGCGUCGCCUCUUCCCCCUUCUGGGUCACUUCCACCUUCUCUGCCUCAUGCGCCAAAGGCUCCGCUGCUCUCCAGUAUGACACUAGCGAGCGCACCCCCUAUCACCGCUGACAUCACACCCACCUCAUGCGCAGCUCCACCGUCGGUGAUGCUGCCUGCGAGCACACCGAAAGCGCCUCUUGUAUCAACGCUGCACAGUACUGGCGGCCCGACUGCGGCCCCGCCGGCCCCUGUUAGCGCCUGGGAUGGCUUGCCACCACCACCGCGGCCUUCAUCGAUCCCAACUGCAGAAAAGUCUCACGUCAUGGCGGUGCCGUUGACGCGCUCCCUCGACCACGGCACGGCUUCGACCGAUGGCACCACGGAGGGAACCCCGCUGAGCAUCCCCGUCCCAGUUUCGCUGUCGCUAUCGCCAUUCCAAGUCGGCCGGCAGAGCGGCGAUGGCCCAUCGCUGACAAUCGCCGUUCCCACUCCUGCCGGCGCCCUCUCCCACACCGCGUCAGCAGCGGAGUACGCGAUCUCGCCAGCUCCGAUAACCGUCGCCCCGCGCAGUCCCCAUAGCGGCGCUACGGCGGUGCAGGCGGUACACGUGCCGUCGACCCCUGCACCGCCGCCCCUCCUAGGCGCGCAAGUGACUCCCACCGGUUCCACCAGCUCCUUCGCAUUGCCCUCAUCCACGGCACCGCCGCCGCCUGUCCUGUCCGUGGCCGGGGGCGUCCUCAGCGGUGUCGCUGGUGGUCCCACCCCAGUGCCAGUGCCGGUGCUCUCUCCGCACGCCACCGUACCGGUUCCCAAGGCCGGUGUUCCAAGCGUACCCGUGUCCGGCCCCUCUUGUGCCUCACCGUCCCCGUCAGCUGGCGGGUACGGCGCGUCACCGCCACCGCCGCCGAUUCCGGUACUGGUAGCAGUGCCGUCCUUCACGAGCACUUCUGCCCUCGCGGCGUCGGGCAACGUGGACAAGAGUAGCCGGCACGACCACCGUAGCCAUCGCCACCACCACCACCGCACUUGA